Molecule: messenger RNA, 487 nt
Organism: Coffea arabica (coffee)
Lineage: Eukaryota; Viridiplantae; Streptophyta; Magnoliopsida; Gentianales; Rubiaceae
Source: RefSeq, a predicted model, not a curated record
UCCAAUCACAAAUUGAAUCAAAAAAUACAUUUUUAAACCAUUUAUUUAUUUAUCAAAAAAAAUGGGGCGCGACACUCUGUUUCAAGGAAGGCCUCUUAAUAAGGGUACCAUUAUCUUCUUGACUUGGCCGGACUCUACCAAAAUGCUUGUUUCUGUAUCGAGUGAUGGGUUGCCUUCUGGUGUUGAUGCAACUCCUGAGUCAACAAAUGUGAUAUCAGCUCUUUUUGAUGUAUUUCCGGGAAGUGAUUCAGUUUCUCCUACUCUUAAGGCUUCAGUGACCAGUGGAUUGACAGCAUUGCUGAAUGGCUGAAGUAAAGAAAACAAGAGAGAUUUUCUGCUCAGUUGUUUUAAUUCCUGACACUCAAUGUUCAUCAUAGCUUUCUACAUGAAUGAACUGCUCUAAAUCUUGUUUUGUACACUAUGAACACUUUGGAAAGAGCAUUGCUCCACUAAUCUAAUAACCAGAAGUAAGAACCCUCCACUAAAA